Messenger RNA from Gambusia affinis (western mosquitofish), 9551 nucleotides. RefSeq names its product leucine zipper-EF-hand containing transmembrane protein 1 (gene letm1). The coding region runs from base 273 to 2549 and encodes 758 amino acids. The transcript has 14 exons. Gene Ontology annotation, molecular function: calcium ion binding; ribosome binding. Gene Ontology annotation, biological process: intracellular monoatomic cation homeostasis. Gene Ontology annotation, cellular component: mitochondrial inner membrane. NCBI's taxonomy places the organism in Eukaryota, Metazoa, Chordata, Actinopteri, Cyprinodontiformes, Poeciliidae. The record is from RefSeq and is a predicted model, not a curated record.
GCUAAACGUAGGGUCUGACGUCAUUCAGAAGCUACCCCCGGCUGCCUUCUGUCAUGCGCGUGAAAGGAAAGGAAGGACAUGACAUGGGGUUAUAUUUUCCACUGACUACAUAAACGACCUCCUGACGCUGUUUAAGUCGUCAAAUAGUUUGGGUUUCUAUGUUUCGCUUUAGUAGGACGUUUAAUUAACAUCUAGUAGAAGCUGAGGCUAGCGAGUCAAGCAGCUAGCUUUUUAACUCGCUGUUUAAAAGGAGCAACUUUAGCCCAAGGAGCAUGGCGUUAAUCCUGUUUACGAGGUCCCGGACACCCUUAAUGAAAACGUCCCGGUCGUUAAAGAACGAAUUCCGGAAAGGUAAAGGUAAACUACAGGAUGGUUCCUGUUUCAACUGCACAACUCUCAGACUCACCAGUCAAAAGCUUGACGUGCUCCAGCUCGGCAGCUUGGCCCGUGUCUUCUCCGUCAGCCCAUCCUCCCCCCUGUCCGAUGAAUACAUGGCAACCUGUCAGAAUCAGGACCCGCAGCGACCGUACUGUGCAUUUGCCGUGGCUUCCUCCAGUCCGGCCUGGCGUACGACAGGCUCGCCUCAGUACUUCCCGGGCGUCAGGUGGAUACACACCUCAAGGAGACGAUGGGACGACUCAAAGCUGGAGAAAUCCCUAAAAUGCUUAAAAGACAAGAAAAUGAAGCUAGAGGAAGGCGGGCCAGUGUACAGCCCCACGCUGGACGCUGAACCCGUCAGACGGACGAUCCGGCAGCGGGUCAUUGACGAAAUCAAGCACUACUACCACGGCUUCAGGCUGCUGUGGAUCGACACCACCAUCGCGGGGCGCAUGUUCUGGAAGAUCCUGAAUGGGAAUCCUCUGUCUCGCCGGGAAAGGAGACAAUUCCUCAGAACGUGUGCAGACGUUUUCAGGCUGCUGCCUUUCCUGGUGUUCAUCAUCGUCCCGUUCAUGGAGUUCCUCCUUCCUGUGGCGUUGAAGCUGUUCCCCAACAUGCUGCCUUCCACCUUUGAAACCCAGUCGAAGAAGGAGGAGAGGUUGAAGAAGGAGCUCAGAGUCAAACUGGAGAUGGCCAAGUUCUUACAGGACACCAUCGAGGAGAUUGCACUGAGGAACAAGGCUGCCCUGGGCAACGUGACCGAGGAGUUCUCCACCUUCUUCCAAAAGAUCCGGGACUCUGGAGAACGUCCCAGUAACGAGCAGAUCAUGAAGUUCUCCAAACUGUUUGAGGACGAACUGACUCUGGACAACCUGACCCGACCUCAGCUGGUGGCUCUCUGCCACCUCCUGGAGCUCCAGUCCAUUGGAACCAACAACUUCCUGCGCUUUCAGCUCAUCAUGAAGCUGAGGGCCAUCCAUGCUGAUGACAAGCUUAUAGCAGAAGAAGGAAUAGAGAGUAUGAGCGUGACCGAAGUGCAGGCAGCCUGUCGCGUUAGAGGCAUGAGAUCUCUUGGAGUCACAGAGGAACGACUGAGGGAGCAACUCAGCCAGUGGUUGGACCUGCAUCUGAACCAGCAGAUCCCCACGUCUCUGCUGCUGCUGUCCCGAGCCAUGUUCCUCCCGGACACUCUGUCUCCAGCGGACCAGCUCAAAACGACGCUCCAAACCCUUCCUGAGAUGGUGACCAAAGAGGCCCAGGUGAAGGUGGCUGAAAUCGAGCUCUCCAAAGUGGACAAUAAGACCAAACUGGAGACGAUGCUGCAGGAGGAGGCAGCAAUACGCCAAGACACCAAAGAUCGGGAGAUGGAGAGGCUGGCUGAUGCUGCAGAGAAGGCUGCUAGGGAGGAUGAGUUGGAGCUGGAAGUCGACGGUGCGAAACACAGCGAUGCAGAGCCUGCCUUGCUACAAGCUACCAGAGCAGCUCAGUCAGAGACUCUGAGGGACACAGCUCCUGUUAUAGAGGCAAACAAGGAUGAGGAGAUAACCAAAGAAGAGAUCGACCUUCUGAGUGACGCCUGCUCUAAGCUGAAGGAGCAGAAGAAGCUGCUGACUCUGGAGAAAGAGGAACUGGAGGAGCUGAAGGAUGACGUCCAGGAGUACAACGAGGAUCUGGAGGAGAUCAAAAAGGAAUUUUCCAAGAAAGGUCAGGAGAAGGCCUUGGAAGAAUCGAAGGCCAGCAAGCGUUUGUCUAAGAGAGUCACCCGCAUGAUCGGUCGCAUUGAUAAGAUCAUUGGGGAGCUGGAGAAGGACAAAGUCAUGCUGGACGGACAGGCGGAAAGCGGAACCAAUCUACCUGUUGGUCUGUUCUACACCUUCAGGGAGAACCUGAUCGGCAUCGACGAGCUCAUCAACGUCAUGCGGCAGAUCCAGAACAUUCCAGAGGACAAGCUGCAGAGGAUCGCAAAAGCCCUGGACGACAACAAGGACGGAAAGAUCGACAUCGACGAUGUCAUCAAAAUGGUGGAACUGAUCGACAAGGAAGACAUCGACAUCUCUACUUCGCAGCUGGCUGACAUCAUGGUCAUGCUGCAGAAGGAAGAGAAGCUGAUGGAGAAGGAGAAGGCCAAAGACAAAGCUGAGAAGGAGCAGGCAGCCAAACUCAACAGCUAACUCAUCUUCCCUCAAAAACACAGAGAGCAUAUGUUUAAAAAAAAAAAAAAAAAGACCACAUAUUAGCUUAGUCUGCUACCGGCUCUCGGAAUACUUCGGACAUCAAGUCAUUGAGAAUUACAAGGUAACAGUACAAGGUAACAGCUGCCAUGUGGAAAUAACUGCUUAACAAAAAAAAAAAGUCAAUAAAAAGGCCUCCUUCAUCUUCAGUGCACAGAAUUAAUUUGAAAGCUAUUAUGUAAAAUCUUUUGGAGUGAUCUUAUGUAUUAUGUGGAUACUUGAGUUUAUGAAAUUUUAGCUAAUUUAUUGAUACAGGGAACAGGGUGGCAUGGAACCAUGGUUGCUUUACGAACUAAAAGCUUUGAGGAGAUAUUUGAUCAUGUGAUAUUUAGAGCUUGGGGUGAAACAUCUUGCCUUUCAUUUCAAUCAUGUCAUUUCACACAAAUGACAUCCAUUCUGGACUUGCACAGUAAACACUAUAGUCAUUAUUGUCAUUCCACUAAGUUUUUUUUUUCUUCUUUAUUUUCACCCACCAUUCAAUGUCAUAUACUUCCUUUCUCUUUUUCUCAUUUGUGUUUGUUCUGGUUGGCUGGUACUGUUAGUGGCUGCUACCAAAGACGUUAUUAGACACAAAGCUCACAUUGUGAAUGUGAAACUAGCAUAAUUGCAUUUUAAAAGUGCUUUACAUUAGUUUAUUCUGGAAAUGGAAGCAGAUUUAGAUUCAUUCCAGUUAAUAUGGUAUCAGUUACUUACUGCGGUAUACAUAAAUGUGUUGCAACAUUUAUACCUCUAGCAGCUCUAACUUGCUUUAGGACAUUGAUUCUUUGGGCGUCUCCUCAGGGGUCUUGUGCUGUAACAUUGAAUGCUAGCGGAUCUGACCGUUUCUUGUGCAUUCUGUCGAAGCACUGUUGGAUUCAGACUGCAGUUUGUAGGCAGGGUUGAUGCUUUACACUCUCUGUCUAGGCAUGGGUCAGUUACUGUGCAUCAAAGUAUUCUGAUGUUGGAAAAAGUGCCGACUUGAACACCAAAACAACACAAAACAUCCUAUUGUUUCUGUGCUCUAAAGCUCUCAUAAAGGGGCAGUAUUAUGUAAAAUUGACCUUUGUUAAUCUUUCCACAAUGUUAUAGUGCAGUUUUCUCAUCACAAACAUACCUGUAGUGUAGCUUUGAUUCUUUUAUGCGUGUUGGAGAAAUGCUUAAAUCUCCACGGUAACCAUUCAACUGUGCAAAACACCUGGGUGGACUUAGCCCCGCCUUGAAGGCGCAGCUCCUCCUCAGAGCUGCAGUUCCCAAACUUCUGCCUCACAGAGCAGCUCUCUCCCACCAAGUUCCUUCAGACUAGCCAGCAGCAAUUAGCAAACACCUGGUGGAACUUAGGAUCUGCUGAGCUCAUUAUAGGAGCUACUUCUCAGAGCAACAUUGGUAAAAACAUUGUUAAAGGGUUUAUAGAGGAGCCAUGUUGUGAUCACUUUCUGGAAGCGGAGUUUCAGAAAGAGCAGAAGUUUCUUAAAGAGACGGAGACCCAAUUUCUAGGCGUUAAAUUACAAAGAUAAAUUUCUUUGAAGUUGUAUUUCUUAUAUUGAGCAUUUUUAUAACAACUGGAGGUAACAGGGCUGCUUAAUCAUGCUAUUAAAUUAAUCUAUAUGUUUGAAAAGCACAUAAUAUUGCCCCUUUUAAUAAGACGCCAGAGGAUUCCCCUCACCCACCCACUGCUACACACUGCCUGUGUAGCAAAAAGAAAGCAGCUGCAUUUUUCUCUCACUUACUGGAGAGGUAAACUGGACCGAAAAUGUUCGAACCAUAGAAAGGGGUCUAAUUGCAACUGUUGAGUCUAUGAUUAGCUCGUCUGUUCAGCAGCAGACUGCAGGCCAGCUACCCGAGCGGAGAGCCUGACUAAUUAACAUGCUAACAUCAGCUUAUUAUGCUUGAAACUUGAAACUUAAUUAUUCUACAUUCUAGCUUCACUGAAUCAAAAUGGAAAUAACUGAAUGCUAGACCACCAGAAAAAAUCAGUACUUGGAAAUGUUUGUUUCAAUAAAAGUAACUAGAUCGUAUUUUACGUCUUUGUUUAAAAUUUAGUUGUAAAUUGUGUUUUUAUUCAAUGUUAUGAGAAUGUCGCACUGGCCCAUGCCUAGCUGCCAGACGUUUAAGGACGACUUGACUCUUGGCUUAGAGAAGUCUGUCACAUUGAGGAUCAGAUUUUUAUUUUAUCUUUUCAAAGCAAUACCCAUAAGAGCGCUACUUAAUGUCUGCAAGCAAAGCACAGCUCUGCAACAGCACUAUCAGUUUCAUUUAAUGGUUGUGGCUGGUUUUUAUAUGUAGCCUCACCUCCUUGUAAAGUGCCCAAGUUACACUGUAGUGCUCAACACCAAAUCCUGGUUACUGCUAAGAAAACCCGGACAAACAGAACCAGUAUACGACAAACAUCUGUCCUAGCUGGUUUUAUGAAACUGGAGGAUUUUAAAUUUGUUUAUGAAGAGGGUAAACUCGAAGCUUGAAUGAUUCAUAUUUGCUCCACAUUUGCUCUGUUAGAAUGCUGGUAGAAUUGGCCUUUAUAGGAUAAAUACAAAGUGGCCUUCUCUUGAUGCAUGAACUACUAAUGGUUGAUGUACUGUUUGUAUAUUUAUUUAUACAUUUCUUUAGACCUUUAAGGAGAUUAUAAUAUAUUUUUGGUUAUUAUGAAUAUGAGUGUAGAACAGAUUAUUUAGAAUUUUACCCUCAGACCAGUUUCAAAGUAAUAUCACACUGCAGCUAUGAAUGCGUUAGUUUUAAACAAGGAUAUUUCUGUUUUCUUUUUUUUUUUUACAGAAAAAUUAUAAUAUCAUGUACAGAGAGAAAAAUAUUCAAACGUCCACAUAGUAAAAUCCACGUUUUGUCACCGUACAAACAAACUUCUUUUUUAUUUUUUAUUGGGGUUUUUGGGACAGAACCAAAGUGGUUCAUUCUUAUGAAGUUUAAAGUUUCAUGUCUGACUUGUAGCAUUCACCAUCUUCCCUGUCGAUGCUGAGAAGGGGCAUUCCCGCAGCAUGAUGCCACCACCCCUGUGUUUCACUGCAGAAGGAUGUCUUCAGAAUAGGCAUUCGCCACUAAAUUGGUCGGCCUUGAUUUCCUUAAUGUCUGCAGUAAACAAUAGUCGCCCCACCGUUGCUCACUUUGUGACUUUGUCAUUAUAUUUGGAGGUUUUAAGACAAAAAAACCCCGUAUCAGCCAGAAUCAGAAUUGCCAUUUCAAGAUCGGCCUAGAAACUGCAAUCGCUACACCCCUACUGCGGCGUGAUGUGCAGUGGUAGUUUUUGGCCAAAAUGUGACAAUUUUCUCCCGUUUUUAGAUGAUGAAUUGAAAAAAAAAAUGCUUUGGAUGUUGUUUUAUCCUUGUUUCUUUCUCCUCAUCAAGAUAUUUGUCACAUAAAAUCCUAAUAGAACGCAUGAAAGUCUGAGACAGUAUCAAGUCGAAAUGUGGAAAAGUUUAACAGUACAGUUAAACUUUACUGUUAAACUUUUAACUGCCAAUAACUGCCAAUAUCUUAAUAUUGGCAGUUAAAUAUGUCAAUAUGUAGUUUAAUCAGAUCUCCAAGUAAAUGUUACUCUGAUUAAACAAUGUUCUCAUUUUAGAAAAAGUGUUUAAAAAAAUUUUCUUUGUUUUUUCAAUCUGCAACAUAAAAUGGUGUGAAAUGCAAUAUGAUGUGUUCAAGUGUAAUAAGUCAAAUGUUUAGCUAUUUGGCUAGUUUAGUCACCUGAAUUAAAUAUUCCAGACAAUAUAUUUACUGCAGUUAUCAGGCUAAACAUGCAGCAACGAUUUUAAUUUGAGUUGUUUUCUACACCUGAUUUUUGUCAUUUUCAGAGUUUUAUGAUCGUGAAAAAUGUCUUUAAAGAUGAUCAUUUUCUGGCUGCGACUGCUGAACGUCCUCACUCCCCCAGGAAAAGGUUUGAGUCUCUGCUAAGUUGAGCUAAUGUUGGAUAGUCUGUGCUCACUGGUAUUCCUCGUUGGGCUUCCUCGGCAGUAUUCUGUAAAGGUGCCUGGCACAGUUGGACAUGACAGAGAGGUUCUUUAGGUAGCACCGAGUCGAUGACGCUCACUUUAAUCUGUUCCCGGAGUCCGUUGAUGAUCAGAAGCUUGUUUGUCCUCUGUGUUCAGAUGGAGUCUGAACCCAGAUGUUUAGGUCAGGCGUGUUCGUCUGCAGCCUUAGUCAGCAGCCGGUGUAAACGUGAAGAAGAGUGCAUACUUGGAUCAAAUGUUUGAUUCUUUACCAGUCGAUGGAUAAACUCACUUAUCAGCUGUAACAUAUCUAUGGAAGGCUAGGAUUUUACAUUCACACGAGAAAAAUUUUUUCCCAAACUCUCAAUAUUUGGAAGCUAAGCCCUCAGAAAUGUCAUAUUGUUUUAUAUUCUGUCAGCAAGUCACUAAUUAGAUCACAAUGUUUGCAGAUGCACCCAGUGGAGGUGAGUGGGUGAUUUCAGUGAUGCUUUUACUUGCCACUACCAGUUUUGCAUUAUUCGGAUUUCUGCUUAAGAACUGUAACAUAAGAAUGUUAUGUGUCAUAAAAAAUCAACUAUAAAACAGGCUUUAAGUAUUUUAAAACCAUUUUCUCUUAUAAGAACUCAUCACCGCUACAGAUAUAACAUCUCUAUUCCUUGAGAGUGUUGAGCUUCAGUCUAACUCACAGGACUCGGCUUUUCCAAAUCCGAUGUGCUCCAUGAUUGACAGCAGGAUAAAUCCAGAACAGCUCUGGAGCGCAGGGGUAAAGCAUGCAGCCCAGAUACAGAGGCCUUAGUCCUCGACGCGGCCGUCACGUCUUUGAGUUGACCCGAUGACCGUUGUCUCUCCUCUUACUCAUAACAUUCUUUCCUGUCUGUCCACUCUCAAAUGAAGGCCACUACAGCGGAUAAAGCAUAAAAAAGAGCCACUUUGCCACACUCCAUUUAGUCUCUUAUCUGUUGAAAGUCUUGCUUUCUUUCGCUCUCUCGCAGCAUUAAUGAACCGCAAACUUGUUUCAACAUGUCAUGGAAAAUAUAGUAUCUCUUUACAUAGAUUUUACUAGGAGGAUGUAUUAGGACAUUUUGUGAAUAGAGAAAAAAAAGAAGAGUAAGUUUAUGCAAAAAAAAAAAAAUCUAAUUGUGAGAAUAAUCUUUUUUAGAAAACAUUGGAAAUUUCAGAAUUUGAAAAGUCACAAAUGUUCAACUUUUGAAUCUUGGAAAAGGUUUUUAUUUCUAGAAAUUUUUGACUUUUCAAACAGGAAUUUCCAAGUAUUUGCUGGAAAGGUUCUGAGAUCAAUCUAAAAAAUGUUUUAACUUUUUGGCAGAAACAUACUCCCUUACUUUAUCUCCAAUGGCCCUAAUGCUCUGUUGUAUCUUACAUCUCUACCUUCUUCGAUUUCAAAUGAAGCACCUCGAUGAUAGCAAAAACCAAGCUGACGUUGAGUCGUCUUACUGCUGCAACAACAUCUGCACAGAAGAGUGUUCCUGUCGGGCCAACCUGGAAGCAUUUUUAAGGUGCAUUCAUUGAUCAAAACCCAACCAGGCAGCCACAGAUCAGGACAGAUCGAGUUGAAAUCUUCAGAUUCUGCUCACCAGCUAUCUUAUGGUGCAUUUCUAGUUUAUAUUAUUAACACACAUUUUCUUUAUAUGCUAAUUUGUUUAUGAGGAGUGGAUGAAAACCUGUCCAACCAAGCACGAAGAGCCUUUCUGCAUGCAGUUUGGCAGAAGUCCUCAGACAUUUUGUGGUUGACAGAGAAUAAAAAAUAAAAAAACGCCCAAAAAAACAGAAAAAACUCCAAAAGGAGAAAAAAAAGACGUUUCCAGGCUAUGUAAUCUAGGUUAUGGUUAUGUAAUCUAGGUACAGCUGAGAGAGAACUCUUCCUUCCAGUUACUUACUGUUUAUGGAGAGGAAGACAAAAGCUGCAGUUAUGGAAACUGACUGCAGAGUCUAACCUCGGUUGAAACGCACCGUUCAGGUCGGUAGCUUUGUCUGAAACCAUCUCAGGGUGUAAAUCUUCAGUCCGACGGGAUGAAGGAUCAGCGUUAGGGAGACUGAAUCUAAGCCACAAACCGUCCUUUAAGAUCCCUGCUUAGUUUGCCAGACUGAAAUCAUUUUUAUGAUUCUUCUAAAUUAUAAAAAUUUAGAAGAAUCAAGAAGGGUGGGCACAAAAGACAAUAAUCUUAAGAAAACAUCAUCUCAACUUGAACAAGCAGUUUCAAUGCAUCUUAGAAGCAAGAGAGAAACGGCAAAAAGAAGAGAUUUUCCAUUAGGUUCUGACCGAAUCCACCAGACAUUUUGCUCCCGCUGCCGUGUGAGGAAACGGUUUCAAGAUCAGCCGGGGUGUGUUUAAGAGCAGGAGCUCUGUGUUUAAGAGCAGGAGCUCUGUGUUUAAGAGCAGGAGCUCUGUGUUUAAGAGCAGGAGCUCUGUGUUUAAGAGCAGGAGCUCUGUGUUUAAGAGCAGGAGCUCUGUGUUUAAGAGCAGGAGCUCUGUGUUUAAGAGCAGGAGCUCUGUGUUUAGCAGGAGCUCUGUGUUUAAGAGCAGGAGCUCUGUGUUUAAGAGCAGGAGCUCUGUGUUUAAGAGCAGGAGCUCUGUGUUUAAGAGCAGGAGCUCUGUGUUUAAGAGCAGGAGCUCUGUGUUUAAGAGCAGGAGCUCUGUGUUCCUGAAUGGAAAACAAAAUUUGAUUACCUAAAUGAGACUGAAAUUGGGAAAACGUAUCACUGAUCGUGGAAGCUGAGGCCGCGGUAGCAGUAAUAUCAGGUUACAUUCAGUGAGAAAGUUUAGGACUUGAUGUUAGAACAUGCUUUAUAAAUCAACUUGAAUCUCAUCUAAAAAGCUAAUUUUAUUAUUAUUAUUAUUAUUUUUUGCUAAUGUGCAUCUAGAAAAUAUUCAGCGUUUCACUUUUCCUGCUUUUUACAUUACAGCUUGUUCCCAAAUUAAUUAGCUAUUUAAACGUUGUCUUGAGUUUCUGUAAAGGAUCAUGAGCAAAGUGUACCAAACGUUGUUUAAUAAACUGUAAAGGUUCUUGUA